This is a messenger RNA of Scatophagus argus, 1597 nucleotides long. Its product is annotated as GTPase IMAP family member 7-like. NCBI's taxonomy places the organism in Eukaryota, Metazoa, Chordata, Actinopteri, Scatophagidae. The transcript is spliced from 2 exons. The coding region runs from base 324 to 1118 and encodes 264 amino acids. Gene Ontology annotation, molecular function: GTP binding. The record is from RefSeq and is a predicted model, not a curated record.
UGAUGCUAUCAAACCAGGAGGUGAUGCUGCCUGUCCGGACGCUCCAUAAGGGCUCGUUUAUUUGGUCGACAGGUGUCUCCAACAACAUUGUGCUGCCAGGAAACGGCACGAGGAGCUUAGGGAAAACACUUUGCAAACUGUUGAAGAGUUACAGCAGAGAGCUGGAAUGUGGACUGUGAUGUUUUCAUUCCAAAAAGAAGAAAGACGUUUUUGAUCUUUUCUUGAUCUUUUUGACAGAGUCACUUUUUUGGCAACAGAGCCGCUGAUGAUUAUCAAUCCAUGCACUUAUAUAAAAAUAGAAGUGCAUUUCUGCUUUUGAAAACAUGGCCUUGUCAACAAGAAGGAUUGUGGUCAUGGGAAAAACUGGAGCUGGGAAGAGCAGCCUCAUCAACACCAUAUUUAGAGACACUGUGUUCAAAAUAAACCAUACAGCUGAGUCCGGAACAAAUGAAUGUCAAGCAGAAACCAGACCACUCAAUGGAAGAAGCAUCACUGUGAUCGACACUCCUGGGUUUUUUGACACAAAGAGGUCUGAGGAGGAGCUGAAGGCUGAGGUAGUGAGGUGUAUCACAGAGUGCUCACCUGGUCCUCACGCUUUUCUCAUUGUGCUGAAGGUGGAGAAAUUCACUGAGCAGGAGCAGGACAUUGUCACUAAAAUGUGUCAAUAUUUCUCUGAAGAAGCUUUCAGAUAUACCACAGUCCUCUUCACUCAUGGUGACCAGCUCUGUGAAGGGCAGAAGAUUGAGGAGUUUGUCAGCCACAGUGAGGGCCUGAGUGAUCUGGUGAAGAAGUGUGGAGGUCGCUGUCACGUCAUGGAUAAUAAAUACUGGAAGAACAACCAACAGGGUGAAUACAGGAGCAACCAGUUCCAGGUGGCAGAGCUGCUCAAGACAAUAGAGAAGAUGACUGAGUCGAAUAAAGGAAGGUGCUAUACUAAUGAGAUGCUACAGAAAUGGGAGAAGCAAAUACGAGAAGAGGAAGAUCAUAUAAAGCAGUCGUCUCCAAACAUGUCACAGGAAGCAAUCAGAGAGCAGGCUAAAAGCAGUGUUUGGAUGAGUUGGUUGGCAGCAGGCAUCACUGCAGCAACACUGUUGGGGCUUUUCCUUGGUAGGAGAUGAGUGACAGGAGAUCGAACAGCAGCAUCAAUACUGCGAGCAGCAAAAGGAGCGUUUUCAUAGGAGACAGAAAGGCAGCAGAAGCCUAACAGUUAAUGGGGUCUGCAGCAACAGCUUCUGAACAUCAGAUGGUUUUAAGCUGCCUGUCACACUCAAGCACACUUUUUGUUCAGUAAAAAGUUUCAAGUAAAUUGUGCUGUCCAUCCUGAUCAGACCAAAGUACAUGUUGGACAUGCAAGACAUCGUCUUUUUGUUGAAGGCUUCAACAUGUGAGAGCACUGUAUGUUCAGCUUGUGUGCACACCACAUAUUAGUUACUUUUCUUUAUGUAUCAUCUCACCUGGACAUGUCAUUUAAAUAAAAGUCUUUGUGUUUUCUUUUCUGUUUGGUUCCUCCAUAACUUUAAGGUAACUUUGGAUUCUGUUUUGUGGGUGUAUUUUCUGCUGUGGUAUUAAUUAUUCAACAAUAAAUCAGUGAAUUCUU